Molecule: messenger RNA, 957 nt
Organism: Vombatus ursinus (common wombat)
Lineage: Eukaryota; Metazoa; Chordata; Mammalia; Diprotodontia; Vombatidae
Product: olfactory receptor 13H1-like
Exons: 1
Coding region: 25-957 (310 amino acids)
Biological process (GO): G protein-coupled receptor signaling pathway
Cellular component (GO): membrane
Molecular function (GO): G protein-coupled receptor activity; olfactory receptor activity
Source: RefSeq, a predicted model, not a curated record
UUCAGAUAGAAAAGAGAGACGGCCAUGGAUGAAGGAAAUGAAACAUAUGUGACCUAUUUUAUUCUAGUUGGACUCUCAGAGUAUCCCAGAGCCCAAGUCAUCUUCUUCUGCUUGCUCUUGAUGUCCUAUCUUAUCAUCUUGCUUGGGAACAGCCUCAUUCUCCUCUUGGUCCACUAUGAUUCCUGGCUCCACACCCCCAUGUAUUUCUUCCUCAGUAACCUGUCCUUCUUAGACAUGUGUUACACUUCUUCUAGUGUGCCUCAAGUUCUCAUCAACUGCUUGGUCAGGAUUCCCUCCAUCUCCCUGGGACAAUGUCUGGCACAGAUGUAUGCGGACCUUUAUUUUGGGGUUGUGGAAUGCCUCCUACUGGCUGUCAUGGCCUAUGAUCGUUCCAUUGCCAUUGGAGACCCACUGCGCUACCCCGUUAGGAUGAGUCCCCAGCUUUGUGUCAAGCUAGCAGUCAUGUCCUGGGUGGCAGCUUUUCUUCUGACUGUGGUUCCAACCCUUACAAUGCCACUGGAGUUCUGUGGCCAUCACAUGAUCAAUCACUUUUCUUGUGAACUCUUGGCCAUCCUCAAGGGUGCCUGCAAUGAUCUGGAGUUUUAUGAGUGGUUGAUGAUGGCCACCAGUUCCCUGACUCUCCUUGUACCCUUUGCCUUCAUCCUUGCCUCCUAUGGGCGCAUCCUAAGGGCUGUGCUGAAGAUGCACUCAGCAGAGGGUCAAAAGAAGGCUUUCUCCACCUGCAGCUCCCGUAUAACUGUGGUAGUUAUCUUCUAUGGUACAGCCAUAUCUGUGUACAUGAUUCCCCAGAACAAGGCCAAUCAGGAUCAGGACAAGAUCAUCUCUAUGUUGUAUGGUAUCCUUCCGCCCAUGCUCAACCCCCUCAUCUACAGCCUUCGGAAUAAGGAUGUGAAGAUGGCAUUAAGGAAACUAGUAGGGGAGAAGAAUGUCUCCUAA